Molecule: messenger RNA, 534 nt
Organism: Pelmatolapia mariae (spotted tilapia)
Lineage: Eukaryota; Metazoa; Chordata; Actinopteri; Cichliformes; Cichlidae
Gene: crygs3
Product: crystallin, gamma S3
Exons: 3
Coding region: 1-534 (177 amino acids)
Biological process (GO): visual perception; lens development in camera-type eye
Molecular function (GO): structural constituent of eye lens
Source: RefSeq, a predicted model, not a curated record
AUGGACCGUGUGGGAAAGAUCGUGUUUUAUGAAGACAGAAACUUCCAAGGUCGCUAUUAUGAGUGCAGCAGUGACUGUCCAGAGCUGAACGCCCAUUUCAGUCACUGCAACUCUAUCCGCGUGGAUAGUGGGUCCUGGGUACUCUACGAGAGGCCUAACUACAUGGGCUACCAGUACAUACUGACCAGGGGGGAGUAUCCAGAUUAUCAGAGCUGGAUGGGCUACAAUGACAGCAUCAGGUCAUGUCGGAUCAUACGGAACACCUCUGGUGCAUUCAGGGUCCGUGUUUAUGAGCGUCCUGACUUCAGCGGUCAGAUGUUGGACUGCACUGAAGAUGAGAACAACCUGCCCGACCGCUGGCACCACCGCGAGGUUCACUCUGCCCAAGUGCAGGAUGGCGCCUGGGUCUUCUACGAGCUUCCCAACUAUCGUGGACGCCAGUAUCUCCUGGAAAGAGGAGAGUACCGCCGCUUCAAUGAGUGGGCUGCCAUGAGUCCCAAUGUGGGGUCUUUCCGCCGUGUCCAUGACAUUUAG